UAUCCUGUCUAUGGAGGAACGAUAUUUAUACUCCUAUCACCUCAUUAUAAUAAACUGGCAGCAUUCAAUUACAUCACUAUUCCACUACCACUUUUUUUAAAGCCUAAUAUCUGGGAUCACCGGCUAUAAUGUCAGCCCAUGGAUCGGCCGAAGCGUACGAGAAAUACGUGCAAGCAGGACGUCUAGCUGCUGAGGCUUAUUACCAUGCCUUACAAUUGGCAAAGAUGAACAGCGACAUUACGCUUGCUGAGCUUUCCGAAGCUGGAGAUAAGUAUAUUCAGGACCGAAGUUUUGGCCAAAUCAACGACGGUAUAUGUCAUCCAACUACGGCUCAGCUGGAUUAUAUCAUUUGUAACAACGCUCUCAAGUCUGGGAACCUUUUGAAAGCGGAUGGCUCUCAACUGCUCAAACUUCAAUUGGGCGCCCAUAUUGAUGGCUACGGCGCCGUUGUGGGAGGGAAUUUCCUGCUUGGGGAAUCGUUAGCUGCCAAACAAUUAUCUAAAACAGCCACUGAAGUAGCCAAGUUGGUUCUCGACCUUAUAAAGCCUGGUACGACAAACGGCGAUCUGGUCAAGAAAGUUGAUGAAUAUAUGAGGCGUACUCCUUAUCGUGGUGUCCCGGGUUUACUUGCCCAUAAUCAUACUCAGUACGACAUUCAAGGACCCAAAGAGAUUGAUCUAUUCCCAUCUGGCGAUAAACAGCAUGAGGAAGGGAUAACUUUUGAGACAGGCGAAGUGUACACAGUUGAGGUCUGGAUUACAGACGCCAAAGACCCGUCGCCACAACCAGCCGCUGAUCUUGAUAAGACUCUCCACCAGAUUCCUCCUAGCAAGGACAUCAGCUCGUUGUCCGCGGAGAUUAAGGAAGCUUACAACUGCAUCACGAAGAAGGUUGGCACUUUUCCAUUCCACACUCGAGUGCUUGGCGACUCAGCACUCGUCAACGCGGGAGACGUCUUGGAGGCGGCCGACAUCCUAGCGACUUACCCUGCUUUCACUCUGAAGGAUCGUUCCAAAGCAGUAGCGCAGAGCGUCGUGAGCUUCAUUGUAACGAUUGAUGGCGUCCAUGUCCUGUCCGCCCCUAUUCUCUCUUGAGAGAUAAUCCUUCCUUAGAGGCUAUUCAAAAAUAUCCUUGUCGGAUACAUUCUGCAAACUCAAGGUAAAGAAUGAUAUGCAGGAGAGGGCUUGCUAUAUCCAUAGGGGAAAUUGUAAAGCCGUGUAAGAGGAAGGUAGUCGAUAUGGAUAUGACCAGUAGACAUAGUAUGGGUGGAGGUAUAUACGUCUAAAACAAAUGAGAAUUGAUCCUUAAGGGAUCUUCGAAAGGGUAUGAAGUAAGUAUAUAUACAAUCCAGGCACGCUCUCUACUCGGCCUGUCUCCCUUUCCUUAAACCUUCUUCCUUCCGACCAGCAUCCUUCCUCAAUGUUGGAACUUAAUCUACUGAUGGUCCUGACACAAAUG
This is a messenger RNA of Cryptococcus deneoformans JEC21, 1458 nucleotides long. RefSeq names its product expressed protein. The record is from RefSeq and is a predicted model, not a curated record. NCBI's taxonomy places the organism in Eukaryota, Fungi, Basidiomycota, Tremellomycetes, Tremellales, Cryptococcaceae. The transcript is spliced from 10 exons. Bases 129 to 1094 code for a protein of 321 amino acids.